Molecule: messenger RNA, 550 nt
Organism: Funneliformis caledonium
Lineage: Eukaryota; Fungi; Glomeromycota; Glomeromycetes; Glomerales; Glomeraceae
Source: the annotation of a GenBank genome assembly
AGCCUAUUUUAUCUUUAUUCUAACCACGACGCAAUUACCAAAAACGACAAGGUAUGGUGUACCUAACACACUUUUGUGGAUCAAAGAUUUGUUUAACCUUAAUUGGGGAUUGCUGAAAGUAAAUCAUCCUUCUCAAUAUCACUUUAUGAUACAAGAAUUUUACUCAAACGUUAAAAUUCCAUUUACCGGUGAAGAGGCUAGUUACAAACCUUAUCAAUUUAGUUUGUUAAGAAGAAUGAAGGAUGAUGUUAUGUAUGACAUUGGGAUGGUAGAACAUUUACAGAUUACAUACGAAAAAUGGUCGUUUAAAUUAGAUUUUCGUACCGUUCUUUUAUUCUUUGAUUCAGUUAUAGACAAGAUUAUUGAGUUAAUUGAAGCUCAAUUAGAUAGCGUUGGGGAUGUUUCUGCUAUGUUUUUGGUUGGAGGGUUUAUUCCAAUUUCUCCCGAAUUAUCAAUCCUUAACGGUGCAUGCAAAUAUGGGCUUGAUAUGGAAGUUAUAAAAACGCGAGUAUUAAAAUGGACGUACGGUGUAAAAAACCACCGUGAUUGG